GUAGUCGAAGAAGAAGAAGAAAAACUCGAGAGAAGUUGCAUUUGCGAAACAAUGGAAUAAUUUAAACGUUUUACAUCGUCUAGAGAGAGAUAAAAAGAGAGGGUGGGUCCCUCGCAUACCUUCUGUGAUCAAUCUCGUGAUCUCUCGCUGCUGAGGGUCGUUGACAGGGCUGCACCAGAAUGAGGACCUCCUCGCUUCCUUCUCCUCCACAUCCUACACCCCUUCUUAUGUCCAGCUCUUCUCCAAGUGGCUGUGCAGAACUCGACCUGUCUGUCACACUCAGCCCCACCCCCAACACUGGCCAGUCAGAGAUGAAGCCCAGCCCCCCAGGACAUACCAGAGGAAAGAAUAAGGAACAGGUGUGUUUUGGAGAGUCAGUGGUCGUCAGAGAUGCCCCACAGACGCAGCCCAUUAGAGGUCAGCUGUGGAGGAGAGGAUGUUACCAUGGUAAUGUUAGAGCCCUUAGGCAGUCAGUGGAGCCUACAGCUGAAACAUCAAAUCAGGAACUUGACUGCCUGGAGAUGGUGGAGUUAAACACGACUCUGGCUCUGAAGGCAGAGUUUCAUAGACUGCAGGCUGUGGAGUUUAAUUUCCAGAACGCCAUCCAAGAGACUGUGUAUAGGUCAGAGAGGACUAAGAACUUGAUCAACGCAAGAGCUACUAAAGUGGUAAAUGUCUCUCGAUCUCAGCCUCUCUUCACCUCUCUGGUUAGUGUCAACGUUCAGAAGGAUCAGCUGAUCAGCCUGUUGCUUCAGGACAGGCUGGCAACCCGUCCUCUUUGCCAUGACAACACAGCAGCAGAUGGCCCCUCCCGCUUCCUCUUCUUGUCCUCUAACCUGCUCAGACAGAAGCCCUUCCCAACAGAGGAGGACAAUGUAAAAUUGAAGCCAAACCUAUCAUCACGAUCCAUCCAUUCUGGAUCCUUUGACCUCUGCAAAAGACAGAGACAAUGGGAAGCCAUUCCCUGACCAAGGAGAGCUCUGAUCAGCUGGAGGUGGUGAAGUUCUUACUGUUUUGAUUUUCUAAUUAAUAUUAUAAUUACUUAAAUAUGUUUGAUUUGAGUUAAGUUCUGUGCAAUAAAACUUUUUAACAACA
Molecule: messenger RNA, 1095 nt
Organism: Limanda limanda (common dab)
Lineage: Eukaryota; Metazoa; Chordata; Actinopteri; Pleuronectiformes; Pleuronectidae
Gene: ppp1r35
Product: protein phosphatase 1, regulatory subunit 35
Exons: 6
Coding region: 180-968 (262 amino acids)
Biological process (GO): negative regulation of phosphatase activity
Molecular function (GO): phosphatase binding
Source: RefSeq, a predicted model, not a curated record